CGAGGGUUACUUCUGUGUUUGUGCAGGAUGGAAUGACCUUGGUUUCCGGAAUCCUGACAUGAUAACCCCAAACAUCGACAAACUGGCCACAGAGGGGAUCAUCUUCGAUAAUGCAUACGUCCAGCCUCUUUGCAGCCCAUCCCGUACCGCUUUUAUGAGUGGAAUGUAUCCUUUCCAUACAGGCAUGCAGCAUAUGGCACUUGUCCGUGACCAAUCAGUGUGUGUGCCCCUCAACUUUACAUUCCCCCCUCAGGAACUGAAGAAACUCGGCUAUGCUACGCACAUGGUUGGAAAAUGGCAUCUUGGCUUUUGCAAGUGGGAGUGCACCCCAACGUACCGAGGCUUUGAUAGUUUCUUUGGUUAUUAUGUUGCGGUUGAAGACUACUUCACUCACUCUGACGGGGGGUACUUGGACUUCAGAGACAAUACGCUUCCCUCAAGAAACUAUUCUGGAGAAUAUUCUGCUAACACAUUCGCCCAGAGAGCCGUUGACAUCAUCCAUCGUCACAAUGUAUCACAACCGUUGUUUAUGUACCUCCCGUAUCAGAGCGUGCAUGCUCCUAUUGAGGUCCCGAAGAGAUAUGGGGAUAUGUAUCCAAAUGUGAUUAACGAAGGGCGGAGACAAUACAGCGGAAUGGUCUCUGCACUGGAUGAGGCAGUGGGAAAUGUUACCAAAGCCCUGAAGGAUCGGGGUUUGUUUGAAAAUACUCUGAUUCUAUUCACCGCAGAUAAUGGAGGCCCCAUCCAAUCAUAUGCAAACAACUGGCCUCUGAGAGGAGGGAAGUACACGAUCUGGGAAGGGGGCACGAGGGGAGCAUCCUUCAUGCAUGGUGCUGGGCUCCAGAAGACUGGGACAACACACGAUGGAAUGAUCCACGCUGUCGACUGGAAGCCCACUUUAGUAUCUGCUGCUGGGGGAACACCAGAAACUACCAUUGAUGGAAUAAGUCAGUGGGAUUCUAUUCGAAAUAGCCUCCCCUCUCCAAGGACAGAGUUCAUCUACAACAUUGACUACUUUGAAGAUGCCUUAGAAGGGCAUGCUGCAAUAAGGGUAGGAGACUACAAACUAAUCCUGGGGUAUCCUGGAGCUUUCGACGGCUGGCACAAACCCAUGAACAGAACCGAGGAUGAUGUCUUUGUACAACCCGUUUUCUAUGCGGGAGAUGAACCAGUCCAGCUCUUUAACGUUCGAGACGAUCCUACUGAGCACAGCAACCUUGCACCAACGAUGUCGGAUAUGGUGGCGAAGUUGCAAGCCAGGCUGGAGGAGUACAAGAAGACUAUGGUGCCAGCCAAUUAUCCUGAUGGAGAUCCUGCUUCUGACCCAAGACACUUUGGAGGUGUCUGGAGCCCUGGGUGGUGCUAA
Messenger RNA from Haliotis rubra (blacklip abalone), 1366 nucleotides. Its product is annotated as arylsulfatase B-like. Bases 59 to 1366 code for a protein of 435 amino acids. The transcript is spliced from 13 exons. Lineage: Eukaryota; Metazoa; Mollusca; Gastropoda; Lepetellida; Haliotidae. The record is from RefSeq and is a predicted model, not a curated record.